AAUUAUUAUCUCCGCAGCCAUUUUGUUUUUGCUCAAGCACCGCCAUAUCGUUAUGCAUGCCUAAUUAUUUCAAUUUAUUCGCUAGCGUAGAAUGCAACUGCCGAAAUGUAUCCUAUGAGUAAGUAGACAUCCUUCGAUUUAUAAUUUACCUUUUUUUAACGUGUUCAGAUCGUGCCCGAUUGCUCGUAAAUUAAAGAAAACGCAAACUAGCAGUCUCGUGCAGGUUUAACGGGCCCGUCUUAAUUAGUCAUUUUUUCUUAGUCACACGCUUACUACUCUCAUUAAUCGAGUCAUUCCGAACUAUUCAUUUAGUGUUCGGGAUCUGUGGAUGUAAGAUAUUGUUUGAUCGUUUAUGAGUGAUUUUUACGCGUUCAGACGACAUGCUCUUUGUGUUUACUCAAUAACUCAAGUAGAGUUAUAAACGUGGAUAUAACCGUAACUACUGACUGAAGUUUUAGCAUUUGGCUAAUUUCUUUAAAAAACUAACGGAUAGCUGAUUUAAAACGCUGAGAAUUUUGUGAACACGUGUUGUUAAAAAAUUGAAACAAUCUGAUACGAUUGUUGUCAGCUGAAUAGGGAUAUAAAUAUGAAUAACGAACAAUGGAUAAGUUAUAUUCCUCCUCAGAGAAAUAAUUUAGAGGAUAGAAGUCCUGUUACGCCUGUAGCCUAUGGUUUGAGUGAUUCUCAAACCAGUACACUGGCUCUUAGCUAUUUAACAACAGUUGACCCGUUUACUUUGAAAGCGCAGUACGAUAUGUUUGAAGAUCAUUCGGCCGUUUUAAAUGACGAUUUCAAAGACUUGCAUAUAGCAGCUGCUCUACCUCCUUACACAACCGAACUCGCCGAUUCAAUUAAACAAUCAAAGUUUUUCGGCUCUGGAGCUCCUCUUGCUGCUCCUGGUAUCAAUAAUGGUCUUGGUGCCUUACCCCAUGGUCCCCCAGCGCCUAUUCAAAGACCACUAGGACCACCAGGUCCCCAUAACCCGCCGAUAGGUCCGCCACCAGGCAGUUAUCCUCCAGGAUUACCAGCAGGUAGCCCCCCGGCUCAUCCUUUGGGACCACCGGGAGGAGGACCCCCUCCUCAGCCUCCACCAGGCGGUGGUUCUGGUCAAUAUGGCGAGUUUCGAUGUCCUCCAAGACCAAACAUUGGCUGCGAAGGUCGUCCGAUAUCGUUAAGGGCAAAUCAUUUUGCUGUCACGAUUCCGAGGGGUUCAAUAAAUCACUAUGAUAUAGGGAUUUCACCAGAAAAAUGCCCACGCCGCGUAAAUCGCGAAAUCGUCGAGACAAUGGUUAAGGCAUAUUCACAAAAGAUUUUCAAUGGUCAGAAACCCGUUUUCGAUGGUCGCAAGAAUUUAUACUCUAAGGAUCCUCUACCUAUUGGAAGGGAUAAAAUGGAGUUGGAAGUAACUUUACCAGGGGAUGGCAAAGACAGGACCUUUAAGGUGACAAUAAAGUGGGUCGCUAAUAUAUCCCUAUACAACCUGGAAGAAGCUCUUCAAGGUAAACAACCCAAUAUGCCACAAGAUGCUAUUUCUGCUUUGGACGUCGUUAUGCGUCAUCUUCCCAGUAUGAAAUAUACCCCAGUGGGGCGCUCGUUUUUCCAACCUUCUCAGCAGUAUGAACACCCGUUGGGAGGUGGCAGAGAAGUGUGGUUCGGCUUCCAUCAGUCUGUAAGACCCUGUCACUGGAAAAUGAUGAUGAAUAUUGAUGCGUCGGCGACUGCCUUUUACAAAGCUCAACCAGUUAUCGACUUCAUGGCGGAAGUUUUAGAAAUGCAUGAUCCACGUGAUCAAAAACGACCCUUGACGGAUGCCCAACGAGUGAAAUUUACAAAGGAAAUACGCGGUUUGAAAGUUGAAAUAACCCAUUGCGGUGAAAUGAAGAGAAAAUAUCGGGUAUGCAACGUAACUAGGCGACCUGCUCAAACUCAAUCGUUCCCCUUGCAAUUGGAGAGCGGACAGACAGUUGAGUGUACUGUAGCCAAGUACUUCAACGACCGAUACCAAGUUCGAUUAAAUUUUCCUCAUUUACCUUGCCUGCAAGUUGGUCAGGAGCAAAAGCACACUUAUCUGCCUCUGGAAGUUUGCAAUAUUGUAGGAGGACAACGCUGCAUCAAAAAGCUGACGGAUAUGCAAACUUCAACUAUGAUAAAGGCCACUGCAAGAUCUGCACCUGAGAGGGAGAAGGAAAUUAAGAAUUUAGUUGAGGAGGCUGACUUUCAGAACGACCAAUACAUGAAAACGUUUAACUUGACGAUAGAUAAGAGUAUGACGGAAGUUCAGGGCCGCGUCUUGCCUGCUCCUAAAUUGCAAUAUGGUGGACGGACCAAAGUCCAAGUUGUUCCUAAUCAAGGUGUAUGGGAUAUGAGAGGAAAGCAAUUAUACCAGGGAAUACAGAUACGAGUUUGGGCUAUUGCUUGCUUUGCUCCUCAAAGAACAGUUGGGGAAGAAGCUUUGAGAUCGUUCACUAAUCAGUUGCAAAAGAUUUCAAACGACGCCGGAAUGCCUAUUACCGGACAGCCGAGCUUCUGUAAAUACGCGAAUGGUCCCGAUCAUGUUGAACCUAUGUUUCGCUAUUUAAAAAACACUUAUCCUGGACUUCAGUUGAUUGUCGUAGUUCUUCCGGGUAAAACUCCGGUUUAUGCUGAAGUAAAGAGAGUUGGCGAUGUUAUAUUCGGUAUGGCUACGCAGUGUGUGCAAGCAAAGAAUGUGAACAAAACUUCCCCCCAAACGCUCUCCAACCUCUGCUUGAAAAUAAACGUCAAGCUAGGCGGCAUAAACAACAUUUUGAUGCCGAGUGUCAGACCUAAUGUCUUCCGGGAGCCAGUCAUAUUUAUGGGGGCUGAUGUUACGCAUCCACCAGCUUCAGAUAGAACGAAGCCAUCUAUAGCAGCUAUUGUAGGUUCUAUGGAUGCUCAUCCAAGCCGCUAUGCAGCAACAGUACGGGUUCAACAACAUAGAUCGGAAACGAUUCAAGAUUUAUCGGCUAUGGUUAAAGAUUUACUCGUUCAAUUUUACAGAAGUACCCACUUUAAGCCAAAUCGUAUUAUUUUUUACCGUGACGGCGUUAGUGAGGGCCAAUUCCAACAGAUAUUACAGAACGAGCUCAAGGAUAUAAGAAAGGCCUGCAUUGCUCUAGAACAAAAUUAUCAACCGGGAAUAACUUUUGUUGUCGUUCAGAAACGACAUCAUACUCGUCUAUUCUGCGCCGACAAAAAGGAUCAGAUUGGAAGAUCGUCGAAUGUGCCUGCUGGUACUACCGUUGAUAAUUCUAUAGUUCAUCCAACAGAGUUUGACUUCUAUCUCUGCUCUCACGCUGGUAUACAAGGCACGUCUAGACCAUCUCACUACCAUGUGCUAUGGGAUGACAAUCGCUUCAAUGCCGACGAUCUGCAGAUGCUCACUUAUCAGCUUUGUCACACUUACGUAAGGUGCACUAGGAGCGUCUCAAUCCCAGCACCAGCGUACUAUGCUCAUCUUGUGGCAUUUAGGGCGCGAUACCAUCUCGUUGAGAAAGAGCAUGAUAGUGGCGAGGGUUCUAGUAAUGUAAGUGGAAAUAGUGAUGAGCAUAAUUUGUCUUCGUUGAUGCGAGCCAUUCAGGUUCAUCAGCAAUCAACGAAUGUCAUGUAUUUCGCUUAA
Messenger RNA from Dimorphilus gyrociliatus, 3637 nucleotides. The record is from the annotation of a GenBank genome assembly. NCBI's taxonomy places the organism in Eukaryota, Metazoa, Annelida, Polychaeta, Dinophilidae.